AUGGCCCUGGCCACCACCCUGGCUGAGCUGCAGGCAGAAGCCCAGUGCCCACUGUGCCAGGGGCCCCUGCGCAACCCCCUGACCCUGGACUGCGGUCACAAUUGCUGCAGUUCGUGCUUGCGGCGGCGCUGGCAGCACCUGUGGGAGCCCCUGCCCUGCCCCGUGUGCCAGCACCCCUGUCCCCGUGCUCCCCGCGGGCCCAACAGGCAGCUGGCGCUGCUGGCCGACCUGGUCAGCCAGCUGCCCGACCCGAGGCCCAAGAGACAUGCGCGGGAGACCCCAGGCCGCUGUGCUGUGCACCAGCAGGCCCUGAGCCUCUUCUGCAACGACCACCUGGAGCUGCUGUGUGGCCAGUGCGCCACCUCCGCUGCCCACCGCGGCCACCGCCUCAUGCCCAUCGGCCUCGCGGCUGCUCAUCACAGGACCAAGCUCAAGGGCUACCUGGAGCCUCUGCGCAAGCAGCUGGAGGAGGCAGACAGGCAGUUAGAAGGGCAAGAUGCAGAGUUAGAGGAAAUCAAAGACCAGCUGAAGACGCAUAAGGAGAAUGUGCAUCGCGAAGCCCGCCAGUUGAAGCAUUUCCUGAAAAGGAAGGAGCGGGCCAUUGAGAAUAAGAUGUUUCGGGAUCUGGCCCGUGUUUACCGAGACUUGGUGAAGAACAAGGCCCAACUGUCCCAGUACGCCCAGACCCUGAAGAAACGGCUGAUGGACGCCAAGCUGCUCUCUCUGAAGGCCGAUGCGGACCUCCAGGCAGAAGGCAGCGACCUGCACCCGGACUGGCGUGAGUGUUUGAGCCGGGAGCUCCCCACGGUCCCUGCCAUCAAGUACGAAAGGGAGGGUCUCUAUCUCCCCCCACAUUACAUCGGCUUGGACAACAUGAUGGUCAAGUUUCAGGAGAAUUUGACAUUGGAUCCUGAGACUGCUCACGGGGAUCUCCUCAUCUCCCAGAAGAGGACUGCCAGCUACUGCCAGAAGGGCAGGAAGCCCACCCAGACCCCUCCCCGCGGGGCAUUCACCUCUCACGUGGCUGUCCUUGGGAUGCCAGGUUUUGUGGGCGGAAGGCACUUCUGGCAGGUGGAAAUCCGAGGUCCAGUGUCCUCUGUGGCCGAGCGACAGGACCGAGAAUGCCAGCGAAUUGGUGUUUUUCUGGACUACGACUUGGGAGAAAUUUCUUUUUACAACUGGAGCAAGAGAACCCACUUAGGUACAAUCGCAGGGAGGGGCAGAGGUAUAGAGAAGAAGGAGGUGAGGGACUUAGAGUGCCUGGACUUGACUCCACUGUGA
Molecule: messenger RNA, 1281 nt
Organism: Sorex fumeus (smoky shrew)
Lineage: Eukaryota; Metazoa; Chordata; Mammalia; Eulipotyphla; Soricidae
Product: tripartite motif-containing protein 75-like
Exons: 3
Coding region: 1-1281 (426 amino acids)
Molecular function (GO): zinc ion binding
Source: RefSeq, a predicted model, not a curated record